Molecule: messenger RNA, 2816 nt
Organism: Centrocercus urophasianus (Greater sage-grouse)
Lineage: Eukaryota; Metazoa; Chordata; Aves; Galliformes; Phasianidae
Gene: RWDD2A
Product: RWD domain containing 2A
Exons: 2
Coding region: 484-1359 (291 amino acids)
Molecular function (GO): protein binding
Source: RefSeq, a predicted model, not a curated record
GAUGCUGCGAGGACGUCCUGCAGCUUGGUAGAGUGUUACGAGGCGGCUGAGCCCUGCCCUUCCCAAUGGAAAAACCCAAUGCUCCGGCACUGAGGGUGGAUGGGAUCAGCGCUUUAAAAGGGAAUGCCGUGUUAAAACCGGUGCGGUAUCUCCUCGCUGAGCUGAUGCGGGCCGUUUAACCCGUGUAAAUGAAAGCGUGACGCGUGUCAGGCAGCACGCUGAUACGCGUGGACACGAAACGUAAGCCAAAGCAGUGCUGUCGUUUCAGGCAGCUACUCACCGGUUCCCUGCGUCUUCCCGGCUUUUCAUAAGGCCCCACCUGGCUACAGAAAGCGGAGGGAAACGCGGAGCUGUUGGCCGCCUUCUCGAGCAAGGCAGAUUUUCCUUUAACAGCAGCGACGCCGCUGAGGUCUGGCACGGCCUCGCAGACGUCACGCAGACUUCGGGUUCCCACCCCCGGCCGUCACGUAUCAGCGCGGAGCCAUGGCUGCCACUGUGCAGGAGUGCCUGGAGCUCCAGCUGCUGGAGGUGGAAAUGCUCCUUUCCAUGUUCCCCAAGAAAGGGGAGAUUAGCCUGGACGAGGCUGCCGUGCCCGCCCUGCAGCGCUACCUGAAGGACGGCGGCGGAUCCCUGCCCCCGCUGCUCGAGUAUUCGGUCGCUGUCGGUGUCGGGGAGCCGGAGGUGAAAGUGGAAUUGCAGGUACAGUUGCCUCAUAUGUAUCCCCAUGUGGCUCCUCAGCUUUUUGCAAGAUCAAAUGCACUGCACAGACAGCAACAGUUGCAGCUCAACACUCUUCUCACUUCUCACAUCAGCUCUUUGGAUUCAGGUGAACUGUGCGUAUGUGAAGCUGUGCAGUGGCUGAAAGAGAACAGCCUGCCUUAUUUAGAAAAUAGUAAGGUCUCUGCUGAAAGUGUUUCAAAGGAAACAGUAGUUAAAGAAACAAUUCAACGUAUGUGGAUCUACAGCCAUCAUAUAUACAGGCAGGAAUUGAGGAAGAAGAUCUUUGAGUGUGCAAAGAAAUUAAACCUGACUGGCUUCUGCUUGACAGGAAAACCUGGGGUGAUCUGUGUGGAGGGAACCAGAGAAAACUGUGAGGAGUUCUGGCGUGUUAUCAGGUAUCCCAACUGGAAGCAUAUUUCAUGCAAACAUGUGGAGACUGUAGAAGCAGAAGGAAGCAUUGAUAAUUUGCGCCUCUUUCAAACUUUUGAAGACUUGCAGUUUCAGGCCCAUGGUGAUUAUGGCCUGAGGAACGACUAUCACAUGGAUCUGGGCCAGUUCCUUGAAUUCCUGAAACAGCAUCAAAGUGGACAUAUUUUUCAGAUUUUAUUUGGUGUUGAAGGCAAACUUGCAGACAAAUAAGAAAAAAAAGAUGUAAAAGAAUGCUGACUUUGGACAGCAAGAGAUGAAGCUGACAUUAAAAUUUAUCCUUAAGCUAUGGCUGCUGUGAAAAGAGAAACUCAGUGUUUAACACAGAAGGACAGUUCAAGCAGAUAUUCCUGGCUCUGUUCUGAAUUGCAGUGUAUUUUUUGAAAGAGGUGCUUGUUUACUUAUUUUCAGAGACCUUAAAAGCAAGCAUUUAUCACUGAGCCACAUCUCACAGAAGCGCUUGCAAGGUGAUGAAAAUCCCACAUGGUAGUAUCCUGAAUUACUGGUCUGCAAUCAUCCAUACUGUGCUGUGUUACUAAGCUGGGGUGCAGAGCUUUAGUUAACUUUUUCAUUUAGUUGUGUGUCACCAAGGUGGCUGUAGAGAUUAAUACAAUUUCCAGUAUAAAAGUACAUGCCACCAAAGGGAGUCAGAGAUUUGCUGCAUUCAUUAUCUUUUACUGCUGUAUGAAGCAUCUGCUCUCACUUAAUUCAGCUGAUCCAAGAAAAGCAAAGACUCUUGUGCCCAAGCACAGCACCAGGUUUUGCAUUUAAAACAGAGGAGUGUGUGUGCGGGGAAGUAAACCUACAUCACCUCUCAUUUGGAAGCUCUGGGUAGUGUGUCUUUACAGGGAUAGUGUUAUUGCCCACAUUUCCAAUAGCAGCUUCUUCUCAUCUCAUUAGGGUCUGGUUACAUUAAUGGUAAUUUUGAAUGGUAACAGUUGCUCAACUUGUGCUUUUUUAAUAUUUGUAUUGCUAGGCCUAGCAUAUUGAAAGGUGUUUAACAUAAUAAAUAAGGAAAUAUAUAUGUUGUGUGUGUGUCUGUAUAGAUAUAAAAGGAUUGCCAUAUUUAAAUGUUAUUAGUAGAUGAAGGCUGUGUCUGAGAAGUCUGAAAUAGCUGUGCCUUAAAGAACCACCAUAACACUGCCUUCUGCUUUCUCUCUAAGCACCAUAAUAGGAAAAUUGGUACACAGCAAUAAAACCACCCUUACUGUUGAGGUAUGGAUGACCAAAUCUACAAAUCGAGCUAUUUGGUUAGCAGCUACUUAAAAGCUGUGUUUCAGUACACUCCCCUGAUGACUACAAUAUUAAAAAUGGGGAUGCUUUGGCUGCCUAUUUAUAAUACUCUGAUAUUCUCUCUUUGUGAGGGACACUGACUGCCUUUAUGCCGAGCAAUUGCAGCACAGUUGUCUUGUUGGGGAAAAUGAUAAUUCACAGGACUAUGGCUUUGUUAGAAUAUUUUAAUGCUGCUGAAUAAUUUGUCAACAAAGGCUCUGCAGGUUCAAUUCUCAUCAGAAAAUCCUCAUUGCUGCACACAGGAGUGACCAAUAAGGCUUUUAUGUGGAGGAAAAUAUUUCUAAACUUACUGUUCUUUUUCAAUAACAGCUUGACAAUUUACACAAGUAACAUCCUGACUUGUAAUGGAUUAAACAGUCAUUGUGUGUAUUUCUUAA